Messenger RNA from Paramecium primaurelia, 2279 nucleotides. Lineage: Eukaryota; Ciliophora; Oligohymenophorea; Peniculida; Parameciidae. The record is from the annotation of a GenBank genome assembly.
AUGAAUGCAGAUAAAUUGAAAAAUUUAAAGAAUUUCUUUGAUUCUGAAUAUUUUACUCCUGAAAUGCUAUUACAAAAUAUUUCAAAAUACAGAGAAUAGCCUGAUAUCCUGAAUUUAUUAUACACUAUUAUGUUAAAUCUAGAAGAUAAAAUAAUUUCAUUCUAUUCUCCAUAAUUUUGUUAAUUGUUAAUCAAAACAGAAAUUCCAUAACUAUUUGAUUUUUUUAAGAAAAAAUGCAGUUAAUCAAGACCUUUAUUUUUUAAUGUAUGAAUUUUAAUAAGAAUAAGUUAUAUUGGUUACUUGGUGCAUAUUUAUAAUUAGAAAAACAGAAAAAAAAGAAAGAAAAAAUAGAUUUGUUUUUAAGGGUAUUAAUUUUUUACUUAAUUAAAAAGCAAAUGGAAAUGUCUAUGGUGAAUGGAGAGUUUAAUGAAAAAACAUUUGAAAUUUAAGAUUAAGAAUAAUUGAAUCAAAUUUUAUUGAAAGAUUUUUAAUAAAAAGAUCUAAGAUAAGAAUAUUUUACAGAAAUGUAGAAAUUUAUGGGAACUCUUAUUAAGCAUUCAUUAGUAUUGAAGGAAUUUCCAAAGGAUGAUAGAAAACUUCAUUUAAAAUUAUUGAUAUAAAAGCAAAACUAAAAUUUAUAAAAAAUAGUGAAAAAAUUCUAAUUUGGAGUAGUAUUACCAUUUUAUGAUGAAUAAGAAAAAGAUAAUAAAUCAUAAUACAUUGUAAAUAUAUUAGAAAAACAUUAAGUGUGUUUUCACACAAAGAAAAGAGUACCUUAUUUGAUAUUAGUUGAAACUAUUAAGUAAUUUAUUUAUUUAUAACAGUUAGUCCUUUAGAUUUAGAAUAGUAUCAAGCUAUUCCAGCUUAAUCUUAACCAAACAUUGAGGUAGCAGGAUAUGUGGAAGCAUAAUUAAAUGAUUAAGGAUUUGAGAAACAAUUGGCAUAGAUUGAAUAGGAAGAACAGAAACUUUAUCAUGAAGCAUUAGAAAAGAUAAUGUAAAUGGAAAAGAAGGGGAAAAGAUAAAGUUAGAUUAUGCAAACUAUAGAUUAAUAUAUGCAGAAACAAGUAUUUAGUAAUUAAAUAAAGAAAAAAUAAAACAAUAAGGACGUUAUUUAAAGUGAAACCUCGAAAUUGGAUAAUGUGUAAAAAAGAAAAGCAUCUUUAAUUAUAGAUUCAAAUCUAUCAUAAACUCAAAAUAAUAAGAAAUCAUAUUCACAAGAAAAAAAUGAUUAAAAAUCAGAAGAAUGUUAUAAAACAUUACAAAAAUUAUUACCAAUUGAGAAAUUGCGUAUUUUGAAAAAAUUUAAAAAAAAAAAACUAUAAGUUUGGGAACAAGUAUAAAAUCUUUAUGUAAAUAGAGUUGGGAAGAAAGAAUUGAGAGUUAUAAAAAAGAUUCUAGAUAUUCUCAUUUCCCUUCAUACAAAAUACGACCAAUUAUUAUAAAGGGAGGAGAUGAUUUAAGAUAAGAAAUGUUUGCAAUUCAAAUUAUGAAAUAAUUUAAUAAAAUAUUCAAGGAAGCUGAAGUUAAUUUAUAUUUAAGACCCUACUAAAUAAUUGUCACUUCAGCCAACUCAGGUAUUGUAGGUAAUUCUUAUAAAUAUGAUCUAGAAUACAUUCCAAAUACUAUAUCAAUUGAUGCUCUUAAAAAGUUGUUUGGUAAUGGUACUAAGACAUUGUAUUAAAUUUAUUAAGAAAUUUUUGGAAGUGCUUUUGAGGAAGCUUAGAAAAACUUUAUUGAAAGUUUAGCUAGUUAUUCUGUAUUUUCAUAUUUGAUGUAGGUUAAUUUUUAAAUAAUAAAAUUAUUAGGUAAAAGAUAGACAUAAUGGAAAUUUGUUAAUUGAUGAUAGAGGUCAUGUGAUUCAUAUUGAUUUUGGAUUUCUAUUACAAACAUCACCUGGUGGUGUAAAUUUUGAAUCAGCACCAUUUAAAUUAACAUAAGAAUAUCUAGAGUUGAUGAUGGGAAAAGAGAGCGAUUACUUUGGUUAUUUCAAAUCAUUAAUGACAAAAGGAUUUUUAGCUUUGAAGAAAUAUGUAAUAGAGAUAGAGAACUUUUUUAAAAUAAUGGUAGAAAAAUCUGAUUUGCCUUGUUUUGCAAAUUUAGACUUAAAAUUAUUUACAAGUAGAUUCUAAUUGAAUGCUACUGACAAAGAAGUAAUUUAAUAUUUGUAACAUUUAGAUUAUGGAUUUAGUAGAUAGAUUGAUCAAUUAGAGUCUAUCAAGUUGGAGAACAGCUCAGUAUGACAAUUUUUAAAAAAGAACUAAUGGGAUAUUGCCAUGA